AUGGCUCACGAACACACACAUCAUCAUCAUCAUCACGAUUAUGCAAAAGCCAAUGCAGAUCAUUUUUCCGAGCAAGCCAGUAAUUAUCGUACUGAAUUGUCUAUUGAAAUAGCAAAACGAUGUGCAGCGCAUAUUCUUAAAAAAUAUCCAUUCGAUUCAAACAAAACCGAGCUACUCGAUUUUGCUUGCGGGCCUGGUCUUAUUGCAUUCGAACUUUUACCAAAUGUCAAACGCAUUGUUGGCGCCGAUUCAGCACCAGGAAUGGUAGAAGUUUUUAAUCGUACUGUGACAGAACAAGGCCUAUCGACAGAAAAAAUACAUUGUGUCGAAAUUGGUGCUCUCAAAGGUGAUGAAUCUGAUCUUGACGGAGCACUUUUCGAUGUGAUUAUUUGCGUACAAUCGUAUCAUCAUUUCGAAGAUCCAAUACAGAUUACUAAAGCAUUUGCUCAACGUCUUAAACCAAACGGACGUUUAAUAGUCAUUGACUUUGCUGAUGCUGGAAAUAUUGAAACAUUCUUUGAAAAAGUACAUGAGCAUAAACAUGAACAUGAACAUAUAGUUGCUCAUAAGCAUGGUUUUACAUACGAACGAAUGAUCGAGAUUUUCAAAGCAGGAAAUUUACAAAAUCCUCAAGUUGAAGAAGCUUUUAAUAUGCCUAAAUCCGAAAUGAAAACUUACCAAGCACAUGAACGCAUGGCCAAAGUUAUGGAAUGUGAUUUUGAUUUUACAUUUCAUUAUUUUAUUGCUUACGCUGAUAAAGCCUAA
Molecule: messenger RNA, 765 nt
Organism: Rotaria socialis
Lineage: Eukaryota; Metazoa; Rotifera; Eurotatoria; Philodinida; Philodinidae
Source: the annotation of a GenBank genome assembly